CAGGUUUCAAUUUAAGCGCCUGGCAGGAACUCAGCACACCUGUGUGCAGAUACCGCAGGAGGACGAUCCCGGUGCACGACGCCUGUGACUCAGACCAUUUGCUGUUACACUGUGUGACCAUGGAAAUCUGCUCCUGGCUGUGCAUGUUAGGUGCUUCUGUCUACAUCUUCACUGUGCUGCGGACACCUAAAGAUGGCUGUGGAUACUGGCACGCUGCCCUCGGGGCCCUCGUCGGCGCCUUCCUCUACUUUCUGGGAUAUCCAGGUCUUUGUGGGGGGGUCGCCCUCGGCUGCAGCCUCACCCUGCUCCACGGCUCUGAGAGGAGACGAGAGCUGCUGCCAGUGCAGAACAGAGUGGUGCUGAUCACAGGUUGUGAUUCAGGGUUCGGCCAUGCCCUGGCGAAGCAGCUCAGUGACAUGGGAGUCAAGGUGUUUGCAGGUGUGCUGGAUGUGCACGGAGCUGGAGCUCAGCAGCUGAGAGCGCGAGGAUGUGCCAACCUGGAGGUGCUGCAGCUGGAUGUGACUGACGGCUCCCAGAUAGCGGCAGCACACCAGUGCAUCCGUGCUCAGGUCAGGGACGCAGGUCUCUGGGGUUUGGUUAAUAACGCAGGAAUCCUUCACACUGUGGCGGAUGCAGAGCUCCACCCGCUGUUGCUCUACAGACGCAUCAUGGAGGUGAACUUCCUGGGUGCUGUGAACAUGUGUCAGGUGUUCCUGCCUCUGCUGAAGAGGUCCAGAGGACGCAUCAUCAACGUGAGCAGCGUGGCUGGCGAGGUGCCCAUGCCCUUGUUGGCUGCGUACGGAGCGUCGAAGGCAGCUCUGAGCUCCUUCUCCAAGGCGCUGAGGCUGGAGUUAUCUGCAUGGGGCGUCAGAGUGGCCGUGAUCCAGCCCGGAGGCUUCAAGACAAAUAUCUAUGGGAACAGUGAUGACAUCCUCACAGGGAUUUCCUCUGAGACCAGAGAGGAUUAUGGGGAGGAGUACAUCUUGUCUCUCGUCAGCAAUAUGCUCAAAAUGUCCCAACAGUUGUCAGAGGAUCUGUCUCCUGUGGUGGACGACAUGUGUCAUGCUCUGCUGGCAGUCCGGCCCAGACCUCUGUACACCCCUGGACCAAUGGCAUGGCUGCUGCCAUUUCUACAGUGCUACUGCCCCACCGCCGUGUUCGACUCUAUCAUCAUGAGGAUUCUUAAAAAUGACAACUGUGAGCCAGCAGGGCUCAGCAGGCGCUGAGACCAGAACACGUUAAUGAGGCAGCUCAUUUGGUGCUUCACUUAGUAAUUUGUUUCCCCCUUACUUUAACCUAUAAGGUUAGGGGGCUCUAAAAUGUCCUGAGACUGUUUCUGUGACUAAAGUUGUGGUUCAACCUGUUAAUAGUCUAUGUACAGUAAAUAUGAUGCUACAGCCAUCAGCUGUUAGCUUAGUGUAGAUCAACAUAUUACCUCUCAUUUGUCUUCAUAUUUAACAGAGAGGAAACAAAGCUAAUGUUUACCAAGUGUCAAACUGCUGUUUUAGAGGCUGUUUGAUCUGACACAUGACAAACACAUGGAUACACUCAACUCUGCUUUUAAUAAAAGUCUCAUCCAGGCUGUAAAAACAUUGCCUGUUCACAGCCCAGCUGUUUUUAAAAGCCAGGAUGUAUAACAUCCAGUCAUCCUUAAAACACUGUACACGCUGCUCUACAACCAUCACUGGUCAGCACCACAUAGAGUUUCUGCAAACACAGCUGGUAAAAAAAAAAA
Molecule: messenger RNA, 1735 nt
Organism: Monopterus albus (swamp eel)
Lineage: Eukaryota; Metazoa; Chordata; Actinopteri; Synbranchiformes; Synbranchidae
Gene: hsd17b2
Product: hydroxysteroid (17-beta) dehydrogenase 2
Exons: 5
Coding region: 120-1226 (368 amino acids)
Biological process (GO): steroid metabolic process
Cellular component (GO): intracellular membrane-bounded organelle
Molecular function (GO): oxidoreductase activity
Source: RefSeq, a predicted model, not a curated record